ACAGAAAUGGAUAGGAGACUCCGAAUCUACGUCCUCUUUUACAAUGAACAUAAGAAGACGAUGCCCAUAGGUCGAAGAGAGUAUCUAUGGGAGGAUACGAGGGAGCUCUUCCAAAUCCCACUCGACAAAGACAUCAAAUUGAAAGUUAGGAGAGAUGGGGAAUUCCAUGAGGUCGAGAGUCCCGAUGAGAUUUCGAGCGGGGGUGCCACCAUUCUUGUUGUUGCCACAGAAAGUUCUGAGAGAUUGCCCAUCGAGAGUCCGCCUCACAGAAUCACCGAACCGCCUCCAGAGCAAAUGAACUAUCUCAGAUCUACAGAUUCCCCUACUCCGAAAGCUCUAGAGGAAGCUAGAUUUGAUGAUGUGCAAGAAUUGCACCAAACAUUUCCCAUACCUGGGAAUCUUCUUCCAACUCACCGUGAAGAAAAUGCACAGCAUGAUCAGCAUGGUGGAACAUCUAGGUGGGAACUGCAAAGCGUGACCAAGGGAGACUCGGGCAUCUUUGAAGAAUCCAUUUUGACGGAGGUGAAAGAGAGCGUGCUUAAGAUCUGCAAACCGAGGAAGAGGAUCAUGAUGAUGGAUCAAGAGAACCAUCUGUUUGUAUACAGCAUUGGAAGGCGACCAAUUUCAAUUCGAAUGUAUGGCAAGGUCAUUCUCCUUCUCGGGGCCACUGGAGCAGCUAACUGUCUUUUUGCGAGAGAAGAAAAUAUGAAGUUGUGCUGGGACCAGAUGAAGAAGAGUAUGGGGGAUUAUUUUUGUAUGCUGGAGGAUGUGAUGCCAUUGAGCGCCACCUCGACCAAAGAAGUCCUCAAGGAGCGAGAGGCAAUUGAAAAGGUCGUCCAAGAGCUACAGGACCAGAUUCAACGAGGUCUCAAGCAGCUGGAACAUAUUCAGGUCGUCUACGAUAGAGUGAAGAACGAUAUUAGCAAACGAGAUGCGAUGACGGUAGAACUGAUGAACAUCGGGAGGCAAUUCAGUUUUAAGCAGUUGGAGGUGCAUGCACUCAUUCGUCAAGCUCAUGCCGCCUUCUCCAAACUAGAAGAAAUCGCCGUAAAACCAGAUGUCUUCACUGUGGUGGAGUACAUCGACCUUCUCAUCCAACAAGAGCAGCGUCAAGGCGGCAGAAGAAGGAUUGAAGCCCUGGAAGCCUCGCGCCAGACCGCCAUGUGGCUAUCGGCCAUGAAGAAUCAGAACUGGGAUCCAUUCGAUGAACCUCUCUCCGACCUGAAUCAAAUCAUCCUUGGACUCCCUUCAAAGCACGAGGACAGCGAUGUGCAUUUCCUCAGGCAGCCUGAAGGAUUCAUAUACACUCUCAAGAAAAUUUUCCUCUAUCAUCGGUAUGGG
This is a messenger RNA of Darwinula stevensoni, 1341 nucleotides long. The record is from the annotation of a GenBank genome assembly. NCBI's taxonomy places the organism in Eukaryota, Metazoa, Arthropoda, Ostracoda, Podocopida, Darwinulidae.